This is a messenger RNA of Aspergillus niger, 1299 nucleotides long. RefSeq lists its product as uncharacterized. Gene Ontology annotation, biological process: regulation of mRNA processing; protein phosphorylation; spliceosomal complex assembly. Lineage: Eukaryota; Fungi; Ascomycota; Eurotiomycetes; Eurotiales; Aspergillaceae. Gene Ontology annotation, molecular function: ATP binding; protein kinase activity. Bases 1 to 1299 code for a protein of 432 amino acids. The record is from RefSeq and is a predicted model, not a curated record. The transcript is spliced from 5 exons.
AUGGCUAAGCGACUCGCCCAAUCACUUCGUGUCUGGUCAGCGUUGGGGCGCAAGUCCCGCACUUCGUUCCAUGGCACCGGCCUGGAGCUUCCUCCCGAACCCAAGAUCGAAGAGGAGAAGAUCCCAGGCUUCAAACCCAGUGCCUAUUUCCCCGUUAAACCGGGACACAUUUUCAAUGAUCGCUAUGAGGCCUUGACCAAGCUUGGCUGGGGAGUGAGCUCCACCGUCUGGCUUGUUCGCGAUCUUCAGCAAUGGAAAUGGCUCCCGGAACGCUACCUGACAUUGAAAAUCGGCACUUGCGACUACGCUAAAGGCCAUGAAAGUCAUGAACUCAAUAUGGAACAAUGCAUCCGCGACUCCAACCCCAAACAUCCCGGCCACCCUCUUCUGAGAACAUUUGUCGACUCCUUCGAAGAGAAGAGCCCGAACGGGACACACAUCUGUCUGGCCUACGAGCCCUUGCGAGAGCCCUUGACACUUCUACAAGGGCGUUUCCAAAACGAUAGAUUUCCUCUUGACAUCCUCAAGGGAUACAUCAAAUAUAUAAAAGCGGCCAACAUUCUCGUAUCUAUCGAAGACUCUUCAGUCCUACACAGCUUUGCCCAAUCCCAACCAUCAAAACCCAUGUCCCAGAAGACAGUUGACGGCCAUACCAUUUACCUCUCCCACAACAACUUCGGCCGCCCCAAAUCCCUUAACUUUCUUCCAGUUCUUUCUGACUUUGGAUCCGCUCAAUUCCAACUCGACGGCGUCACAAAUACCUGGCCAAUUCAACCGGAUUGUUACCGCGCACCCGAGGUACUUCUCGGCGCGGGCUGGUCAUACAGCGCUGACAUAUGGAACCUAGGAGCAAUGAUAUGGGAACUGCUCGAAGACAAGAUCCUCUUCUCUAACGCCCGCGACUCAAACCUGAAAGGCACCCCAGCCGCUCAUCUCGCGCAGAUGAUAGCCUUUCUCGGCCCACCACCUCAGGAACUCAUAGCCCGGGAGAAAGAAGGACUCAACCGAACAUUCGGUAUAAAGCUAAGGAGUCCCAAUGGAAAGCUUUGCAACUCACCUGCAGAGUGGUUCGGUGGGCCGUUUUUUGAUAAGAACGGGGAAUUUCUACACAAGCAUCUCAUCCCAGAAAACCAGGCUCUCGAAGACACAGUGACCUACCUCCUCAAGGAUACAGAGAAAGACGAAUUCCUGGAUUUCGCUAGGAAAAUCUUGCAAUGGCUGCCUGAGAACCGGAAGACGGCCAAAGAGCUGGCUGAUGAUCCAUGGUUGAGUGAAAUCGUGGUUUCAGUCAAAGAGUAG